Molecule: messenger RNA, 1461 nt
Organism: Purpureocillium lilacinum
Lineage: Eukaryota; Fungi; Ascomycota; Sordariomycetes; Hypocreales; Ophiocordycipitaceae
Product: autophagy protein 6
Biological process (GO): autophagy; cellular response to nitrogen starvation; late endosome to vacuole transport
Cellular component (GO): phagophore assembly site; phosphatidylinositol 3-kinase complex, class III, type I; fungal-type vacuole membrane
Source: RefSeq, a predicted model, not a curated record
AUGUACUGCCAAAAGUGCCGCCAGCCCUUGAGGCUGGACGGGUCUCUGGAGGAUCUGAACCCAGCUGCAUACGAUCUGAUUGUCUCAUCAUCAACUCCCCAGACGUCGAGAAAAUCGCCGCAAAGUCGAUCGUCGGCCCUGCAAGCCCCGGAGCAAGCGCGGAAAGCCUUCUACGACAGCGUAUCGCAAAAAGCCGGCCCACCGACGUUUAAACGACACCAUGGACACCACCCGCGCGACUCUGCCAUGUCAUUCAUCUAUCUUACCGAGUCGCAGGUGGGCGGCCAUUCCCAGCCGCAAGCACAUACGCUCGAGCGACCGAGUCCCGCACCCAUGCGGCGCGCGAGCUCGAGCAAAGAGCCACGCCCAGAGCCACCCAAGAGUGACGAGAUGGACCGGAUAAACAGGCUGUUUGAAAUUCUGUCCGCAAGAUCCGACAUCGACCACCCCGUCUGCGUGGACUGCACCGAGUUACUCGUGGAAGGUUUCCAAAGGAAACUCGACGCUGCUUCCAAGGAAAGAGACGCAUACGUGAGAUACCUAAGUCAAGUGCAGUCGGAGCAGCCAAGCUCCGAAGAUAUCAAGUCACGACAAGAAGCGCUCAAGAAGGCAGAAAAAGACAAGGCGGGAGCUUUGGAAGAACUUAAAAAGCUGGAGAAGGAGAAGGAAGCACUCGACGAGGAGCUUGUGGCCCUCGAGGAAGAGUCUCGGCAGCUGGACAAAGACGAAGAGGCCUUUUGGAGGGAGAGAAACGCCUUCGCGACCACCAUGGCGGACUUUCAGGCGGAGAGAGACAGCGUCAACGCCAAGUACAGCAACGAUUCCCAGCUGCUCGACAAAUUGCAGAGGUCGAAUGUGUAUAACGACACAUUCUGCAUCAGCCAUGACGGCAGUUUCGCAACCAUCAAUGGUUUGCGGCUUGGGAGGUUGUCCAACAAGCCCGUCGACUGGCCCGAGAUCAACGCGGCGUGGGGCCAUGCCUUGCUGCUGCUCGUCACAGUUGCCGACAAGCUCGAGUACAAGUUUCAAGGCUACGAUCCCCAACCGAUGGGCAGCACCUCCAAGAUAGUACGGUACGAUGCAUCUAGCCCGUCGUCGAGCAGGCUCGGCUCUCGGGCAAUGCAACCGCCGCCGAAGAAGCACGUGCUGGAGCUGUACAGUUCAGGAGACAUGCCCCUGGGAUUGACUUUUAUGCACCGCAAAUUCGACAACGCAAUGGUCGCGUUUCUGGAACUUGUACGGCAACUGGGGUUGCACGUCCAGAGGAAGACAGAGCCGACCGGGAACAUGUUGACACUACCAUACAGGAUCGAGGGAGACAAGAUCGGAGACGUGAGCAUCAAGCUGGGCAUCGCACAGGACGAUGGCUGGACAAAGGCGUGCAAGCUCACGCUGACAUGCUGCAAGUUUCUCUUGGCUCACGCCAGUAACGUAGGCGCGAGCGCGAGGAACGCAGAGUGA